Nothobranchius furzeri (turquoise killifish) is the source of this 4219-nucleotide messenger RNA. NCBI's taxonomy places the organism in Eukaryota, Metazoa, Chordata, Actinopteri, Cyprinodontiformes, Nothobranchiidae. The record is from RefSeq and is a predicted model, not a curated record.
CUCGUGUCAGUGCACAGUCUGUGUGUGGUACAGCGCGCGGCGGAGGAACUGGGUACCCAGCGGCAGCUAGGCGGUGUUUCACAACGGUCGACAUUUUUAGCAAAAAUAACUGCUUUAGUGUCUAGAUCUCGGUGCAAGGACUUACUGGAAGAUUUGCGCGCGGCUGUUGGAUCUACACAAGCUUUUCUUUGAAAGUUUUCGGGUCAACAACCCGCUAAAGUCGGAGUGUUUUCCAGCGUCCGACCGGACUGAGCGACGCUCUCCGCCUCGGAGUCACCGGGCUUUAAAGGACUCUCAAGGGGCCAACGAAGAAGACGACGCGUAUGAAAAACACGGACGACGACGGACGUUUUCCAGCCUUUCCAUGUGUCCGCUGACGGGUAGAAGUGAAGGAUUUUAAGUCGUGUUGUGGAUAUAUUGAUUACCUGUGCUGAGGAGGGAGGAAUCAGUCGAGACAAAGGUACAAAGACAGACGGAGGAGGUGAUACAUCCAGUGGUAGGGGGUCUGGGAGUGCGCCUAACCGAGAAUAGGCUUUGUCCACCGCCAUCCUGUAGAUUCAGGGGAGGGGGUGGCGGUGAUUUACCGCACCUUCUCUGGGAUUACAGAAAGAAAGGGGGAGGAAAACACGUCGAUUACCUUGCGUAAAGGACUCAACAUGUAUCCACAAGGCCGGCAUCCGGCACCUCACCAGCCAGGACAGCCUGGCUUCAAGUUUACUGUGGCGGAGUCCUGUGAUAGGAUCAAAGACGAGUUUCAGUUCCUACAGGCCCAGUACCACAGUCUCAAAGUGGAGUAUGAUAAACUGGCCAAUGAGAAGACAGAAAUGCAGCGUCACUAUGUCAUGUAUUAUGAGAUGUCCUAUGGUCUCAACAUCGAGAUGCACAAACAGACUGAAAUUGCCAAACGGCUCAAUGCAAUUCUGGCUCAGAUCAUGCCAUUCUUGUCACAAGAGCAUCAACAGCAGGUGGCUCAGGCUGUUGAGAGAGCCAAGCAGGUGACAAUGACUGAGCUGAAUGCUAUCAUCGGGGUACGUGGACUUCCCAAUCUGCCUCUGACUCAGCAGCAGCUUCAGGCUCAGCACCUCUCUCACGCUGCCCACGGCCCGCCAGUCCAGCUGCCCCCUCAUCCCUCAGGUCUGCAGCCGCCCGGCAUCCCUCCUGUGACGGGUGCUGGCUCCGGUUUGCUGGCUUUGGGGGCUCUUGGGAGCCAGGCCCACCUGCCUGUAAAGGAUGAGAAGAAUCACCAUGACCUGGAGCACCGAGGCCCCUCAUCCUUUCACUUGCCUCUGACCAUCCCUCUGAAAGAGCGCGAGUCCAGCACGAAUAACUCUGUAUCACCAUCAGACAGCCUGCGGGUAGCGAGCGAGAAGCACCGCAAUUCUUCGGAUUAUAGCCUCGACUCCAAGAAACGUAAAGUGGAUGACAAAGACAGCAACCGAGGAUACGACAGUGACGGAGAAAAGAGUGACGAUCUGGUCGUGGAUGUGUCCAAUGAGGAUCCGGCCACCCCUCGAGUCAGCCCCGCUCACUCUCCUCCUGAAAACGGCCUGGAUAAGUCACGAGUGCUGAAGAAGGAUGCUGCCCCCAACAGCCCCGCCUCAGUGGCCUCGUCGGGUAGUACACCAUCCUCUAAGGCCAAGGACCAUGCCCAUAAUGACAAGUCGUCAACGCCGAGCCUUAAGUCCAAUACGCCUACUCCAAGGAAUGAGGCGCCAACACCAGGAACCAGCACUACGCCAGGACUCCGCCCCUUAACCAUGGGCAAACCACCUGGAAUGGAGGCAUUAGCUGCCCCAGCCCUACGAACUCCUCUGUCUAUUGCUGGUUCUUAUGCGACCCCGUUCGCCAUGAUGGGUCAUCAUGACAUGAACGGAUCCCUGACCAGCCCCGGCGUGUAUCCUGGACUCAUCUCACCCCAGAUGAGCGCCGCAGCUGCUGCCGCCUACGGACGCUCACCAAUUGCGGGUUUUGACCCUCAUCCUCACAUGAGAGCUCCUGGCCUCCCAGCUAGUCUCACUUCCAUUUCAGGAGGAAAACCAGCCUAUUCUUUUCAUGUGAGUGCAGAUGGUCAGAUGCAGCCCGUGCCCUUCCCUCCAGAUGCACUGAUCGGCCCGGGCAUCCCGCGUCACGCUCGCCAGAUCAACACGCUGAGCCACGGGGAAGUGGUGUGUGCUGUCACCAUCAGCAACCCCACACGACACGUCUACACUGGUGGCAAGGGUUGUGUCAAGAUCUGGGACAUUAGUCAGCCAGGCAGCAAGAGCCCCGUCUCCCAACUUGACUGCCUGAACAGAGACAAUUACAUCCGCUCCUGCAAGCUGUUGCCUGAUGGUCGCACCCUAAUAGUGGGAGGUGAGGCCAGCACACUGACCAUCUGGGACCUGGCCUCGCAGACGCCCCGUAUCAAGGCCGAGCUCACUUCCUCUGCUCCAGCCUGCUACGCACUGGCCAUCAGCCCCGAUGCCAAGGUCUGUUUCUCCUGCUGCUCUGACGGAAACAUCGCUGUGUGGGACCUCCACAACCAGACCCUUGUUAGGCAGUUCCAGGGCCACACAGAUGGAGCCAGCUGUAUCGAUAUCUCCCACGACGGGACCAAACUGUGGACCGGUGGCCUAGACAACACAGUCCGCUCCUGGGAUUUGAGGGAGGGUCGACAGCUCCAGCAACACGACUUUACCUCACAGAUCUUCUCAUUGGGCUACUGUCCCACUGGAGAGUGGCUGGCUGUUGGGAUGGAGAGCAGCAAUGUGGAGGUGCUUCACCACACCAAGCCGGAUAAAUACCAGCUGCAUCUCCACGAAAGCUGCGUCCUCUCACUUAAAUUUGCCUACUGCGGUAAAUGGUUUGUGAGCACAGGGAAGGACAACCUGCUGAACGCAUGGAGGACUCCUUAUGGUGCCAGCAUAUUCCAAUCGAAGGAGUCGUCUUCUGUCCUGAGCUGUGACAUCUCAGCAGAUGACAAGUACAUCGUCACAGGGUCUGGUGAUAAGAAGGCCACCGUCUAUGAGGUCAUCUACUGAACAGAGGAAGCUCCCCGCUUCAGCACUUCUACUGAGAUUAUUUUGUAUUUUUCUUGCUGACCAAAUGUGGACCACAACAGAUUUGAGCAACUUACAUAUUUCUGAAAGUUAACUUUUUUGGACAUCAGGAGCGCUGCUGGCCUGAAGAUGCUUGAACUACAAGGAAGGUCCCCUUUUUCUGUCCCGUUCUUUUAGGGAUGCACAUUUUGCGGUCCGUCUUUUUUCCCUAGACUUUUCUGAUAACCUUUGGAUGAAACCCAGUGAAGCGGAGCUUCAUUCCUCAAACUUUUUGUUCAAAGUGUACAUAAUGGAUUAAAUAAAAACAUUUUAUAUAUUCUAAAAAUAUAUAUUUUCUUGUCCUGGGUGUACUUGUGACUAUUGUUUUGGCUCACUUGCUGUUGCGUUGGAGCGAGAGACCAGAACUUCGCAACUAUUCUACUCUGAUUUUCUUAAAGCACAUUUUGCGGACUGAUCUUUGCAGAAAUCUAACUGAAGAGCAUGACUCCUGCACGGUUGGACAUGUGAUGGAGAUCUUAAAAUGGCCUUUUGUCACAGUGCUGUUAGUGUACAAUAAAAUCUGGGUCAGUUCUCUGACUCAGGAGGGACUUUGAUUCAGAAACUGGGAUGGAUGUAAAUUUACUUCAUAUAUGUAUAAAAUGUGCAGGUGUCCUGGUCUGUGUGCUUUCCUGUUUUAGUGUGAGAUGGAGGGUGGUAAAGCUUAGCCUAACCUUUGGACCUCAGUUGGCAACAGAAACAUUGCAACAGACAAACAGAAUGACGGUGUGCUUUUGCUAAUUUGAUGUAAUACCAACGUUGCUACGAGUUACUCCAACAUUUCCCUUUCAACUGCAAAUCGAACAGUCCUGUUGGAGUCUCGCUGCUCUUUGUAUCGGGGCCGUUUUCCUGGAAUUGGUUUGGCUGUGACUAGGAGGCAAGUAGAAAACACAUAUCCGUCUACAGAAAUGUUCAGUGCCUGUAAAUGCUUGUGACAACAGAGGGAAACACUUAGAAAUACUCCAGUUAGUAACUUAAGAUGAAUUCUGGUUUGUACACUGUGUUCCUGAUUCUGUUGGCUUUUACUACAGGAACAUGAAUGGUGCAAAAUGCAUCUCUGAAUCACACCAAAGUAUGUAGCAAAUGCUGUCGGCACUGAAAACUAAUGUACAUUUGUUAAUAAAUCAAUAAAACUUUUUCUAGAA